Molecule: messenger RNA, 1595 nt
Organism: Pieris brassicae (large cabbage white)
Lineage: Eukaryota; Metazoa; Arthropoda; Insecta; Lepidoptera; Pieridae
Product: cytochrome P450 4c3-like
Exons: 10
Coding region: 35-1552 (505 amino acids)
Molecular function (GO): heme binding; oxidoreductase activity, acting on paired donors, with incorporation or reduction of molecular oxygen; monooxygenase activity
Source: RefSeq, a predicted model, not a curated record
CCGUUAACACCUUGUACCUUGUACAAACGUAAACAUGUCAUUUGUCUUCAUCAACAUUAUACUUGUGAUUAUGUGUUACGCAUUGUAUAGAUAUAGACGGAGAAGAGUGCAUGAAUUAGCGGAAAACAUACCGACUCCUCCCGGUGCAUCUUCUGUGUUUGGAGCCCUGAAAUAUUCCAUUUUGGGACGUGAUAUAAUAUUACCGCUGAUAGUAGAGUACAGCCAAUAUUCACUGAAAACUGGAUGUGGGAUCAUAAGAUUCAUGACAGAUCCUCAUUUGUUCGUUGGUGUAACAGAUCGAGUUGCUGCUGAGUAUAUAUUAAAAAACUGUCUCGAAAAAGAUAAUGUCACGAAUUUAUUUAAAGAGGUCAUUGGAGAUGCCGGUAUCUAUGCACCAGUUUCUACGUGGAUACAUCGACGAAAAAUGCUCAUACCAGCCUUUGGUCCUAAAAUUAUUAAAAGUUUUGUAAGCAUCCAGGCUAGACAGGGACAGGAGCUGUCGGAGCAAUUGGAAAGAGACGGCCGAGUCGGUUCUGGAGAGUUUAGCAUUUGGCCUUACAUCAAUGCUUACACAUUAAGUUCUAUCGCAGAAACAGCGUUAGGUGUGAAAUUGGACGCUCUGCGAGAUCCAAACAUUCCCUUCCUCAGAGCAAUUCAAGAUGUUCUAUGUUUGAUGUCAAGUAGAUUAUUAAAAUUUUGGUUGUGGCCCCAAUUUAUAUAUAGAUUUACCAACUUACACGCAGAUAUACAAAGCUCGAAAACUUUAUUAUAUAGUUUACCGGAUAAGAUAAUCAAAGAAAAACGGGAAACACUUUACAACAAUGACACCAAAUUUAUAAAGGAAAAGCAAGCAAUUUUCGGGCAAGGGCAGGAUACUAAAAGUUUCUUAGACCACCUUAUAAUAUUAUCUAAAGAAGAUAAUAGACUGAGUGAUGAGGAACUGAGGGAGGAGAUCUUGGUGAUGAUGUUAGCUGGCACAGACAGCUCCGCAGUAGCUAUAAGUUACACGCUGGUGUUAUUGGCGAAAUAUCCUGAAAUACAAGAAAAAUUGUACAAUGAAAUCAAAAAUCAUUUUGGAAAUAGUGAUCGCCCCAUGCAGUCAGAAGACUUACAAGUACUUGAAUAUUUAAAUAGAGUGGUUAAGGAAUCUAUUCGUCUUUUCCCACCAGUUCCAGUUAUUAUAAGAAAGGCUGGAGAAGAGGAAGUACAUCUUCCCUCAGGCAUGAUUCUGCCUCGUGGAACGAGUAUUGUCAUUUCUUUUUGGGGCAUAAAUCGUGACCCAAAACAUUGGGGACCUACUGCUGAUUGUUUUGACCCAGACAGAUUCUCUGAUGACCAAUUGGUAAACUACGCUUCGUUUAGCUUGGGUCCUCGGAAUUGCAUCGGUUACAAGUACGCUCUGCAGUCCGUGAAAAUAGCAGUUGCCUCCAUAAUCCGUCGUUACAAAGUCGUGGGAGAGCCAGAGAAAGGAUCAGUGCCUACAAUAGAUAGUACAUUCUCCAUUAUGAUGAGAGCUAAAGACGAUUUUAAAAUUGCUUUGGAGAAAAGAUAGCAACUAUAGAUAAAUUAAUCAAAUAUAUUUAUCUAAUAAAUAC